AAAGACAAAACCACCGGCACUAUAGCAAAACCACUAUUCACUGCAGAAAGUCGUCUUCAAAACCACUUCAAAGAGAUAAAAUGUAUGGUUAUAAAAAUUAAAAGAGUUGGUUUGCUAGUUUUAAAGUUGCUGGAGGAAAAAAAUAGACUCCCGUCUAAAGUUCAAGGAGAAAAAUUAGACUUUUCGAGAAGCACAACUUGGGCUACAUUCUUGCCCAUGAGCAACUGAGGCUCGGCUCGUCCUGCGUAACCCAGGGCCUCAGGCCUCAGCCUUGUCGCUCACCCUUCGCACUGGACCCCAUUCAGCGCCCGCGCACACGCGUGCCGGCCCAUCGGCUCCCCGCGACAGCGCGUCGCCACAUAAGUCCCGUGAAUCGCGCGGACGGCAGCCCAUUCCAUCGACAUCGACCGGUUGCCCGUGCCCCGUCCAUCCAUUCCAUCCGCGCGUGGCGUCACCCACCGCCACCCCGCUGCCCUCUCAUCGGCGCCUGCGCCUCGUCCGCUUUCCCCAACUCCCACUCCAACCACCACCGCCCAAAAUAAUCCCGCGUCGCCUCGCCUACCUGUCCCGGCGCGACGCCAUGCUCUCUAUCUCCUUCCUCGCCAAGCUCCUCGCUAUCCUCCUCCAGGGCAUCCUCCUCCACCUCCACGCCCCCACCAUCCCGUCCUUCGCGCACCACUUCUUCUCCACCUGACGGUCGAACUCACCUCUGCUGCUCCCAUGCCGAGAGCUCUGCAGAGAUCUGGCAGCAACAGCCUGGCCUCCCUGCUCCGCGCCGAGCCACCGGACGAUGUGCUCCCCGACUCGAAGCGGGAUGGCCGCCGCCGCAUGAGGAGGAGGAGGAGCUGCCUCCGGCUGCCCCUCGGCGCCGCCGGUGGGUGCCGCGUCUGCGCAUGCGACGAGAUGGACUCCUCCGCCGCGGCCCCGCGCCGGCGCACGCCGGGGAACGACGACGAAGACGAGGAUGGCGCGGCGGCAGUGCAGUGCUUCGCCUGGAAGAAGGGUGCCGCCGCCGACGCCGCGGCGCACCGGCCGUCGGGAGCUGGUGCGGGUGAGGUGGUGGUGACGGAGGCGGUCGCGGCCGCGGCGUCCGUGGCGGUGCUCCCGGACGACGUGAUGGAGAUGGUGCUGUGCCGGCUGCCGCUGGCCUCGCUCCUGGCGGCGCGGUGCGUGUGCAGGCGGUGGAGGGACCUCACCGUCGCGCCGCAGUUCCUGCGGAUGCGCCGCGAGGAGGAGCCCGGGCCGCGACGGACGCCCUGGCUGUUCCUGUUCGGGGUGGACGGCGACGUCGGGUGGGGCGCCGCCCCUGCUCCCGCCGUGCACGCGCUCGACGUGGCCGCGCACCGGUGGUGCCGUGUCGGGGCGGACGGGCUCAAGGGGAGGUUCUUGUUCUCCGUCGCCGGCGUCGGGGACGACCUCUACGUCGUCGGUGGCCGGUCCGGUGGCUCGGAUGCCAUCCACAGCAAGGUGAAGACGCACAAGGGAGUGCUGGUGUUCAGCCCUCUUGUCGGCUCGUGGCGGAAGGCGGCGCCCAUGCGGACCCCGCGGUCUCGCCCGGUGCUGGGCGUGUUUGAGAUGUCCGCUAGCUGCAGCAUUCUCCACACUCGCGCAGAGAAGAAUGUCCGGCGCGGCAAGUCUCGGUUCGGUGGCGCCUCCGCUGUGUACGAGGACCCGCACCGGCUCUCCCUCAGGCGCCUCCGGCUCAAGGACAUGCUGAACGAGGACACUGAUUCCACUGGCCUCGCUUCGUCUCAUCAUGGCAAAUCCGCCGGACAGGAGGGCGAGGACGGCCAACCGAGGCUCGCCAUCGUCGCCGUCGGUGGGCGCGGCCGCUGGGAUGAGCCACUGGUGUCAGGGGAGAUAUACGAUCCCUUGGUCGACAAGUGGGUUGAGAUUGCCGGGUUUCCCACCGACGUCGGGCUGGCCUCCUCCGGCGUGGUCGGUGGCCGGAUGUUCUACGUGUACUGCGAGUCCGACACGCUCGUCGCCUACCAUCUGGACAAGGGCUCCUGGGUCGUCUUCCAGACGCUGCCCCCGCCUCCGCGGCUCCGCGACUACGCCCCGACGCUGGUGUGCUGCGCGUCGCGGCUGUUCAUGCUCUGCGUGUCGUGGUGCGACCGCCACGGGCCGGUGAACCGGAGGGAGAAGGUGGUGCGGAAGCUGUUCGAGCUCGACCUCAGCUCGCUCCAGUGGACCGAGGCGUCGGCGCACCCGGACGCGCCGAUGGAUCCCCACGCGGCGUUCGCCGUCGGGAAGGACAGGGUCUACGCCGUCGAGAUGUUCAGGAUCUUCGGCAAGGUGCUCGAUUUCGUUACGGCCUGCCGGGUUUCGGACACCGAACAGAAAUGGAGCCGGGUUGGCCGGGAAAACGCGGCGACGGAGGCCGACGCCAUGUCCUGCAGGCUGAAAUCCAUGGCUGUCCUGCACUUGUAACUGCUGCUUACUUUUGAUUCUUCUCCCUAGUCUGCUUGCACAGAUUUGUUGUUUCCAUGAACAGACAUGAUGUUUACACAUCACAGCCAUUGCAUUCUUCAUUUAUUUGUUGACAUAAUUACAGUGACGAUUCAUGCUCA
This is a messenger RNA of Sorghum bicolor (sorghum), 2573 nucleotides long. RefSeq names its product F-box/kelch-repeat protein At5g42350. Gene Ontology annotation, cellular component: SCF ubiquitin ligase complex. Gene Ontology annotation, molecular function: protein binding. Lineage: Eukaryota; Viridiplantae; Streptophyta; Magnoliopsida; Poales; Poaceae. The transcript has a single exon. The coding region runs from base 721 to 2433 and encodes 570 amino acids. The record is from RefSeq and is a predicted model, not a curated record.